AUGGAACACAGCCCGCUGAAGAGUCCAGGCAAACAAUUUGCAUUUUACAAUGAAAAUGAAGUCUGCAAACAAGAUUUCUUUAUUAAAUCACCACCUCCCGGGCUUCUCACUUCUUUAACGUCAUGGAAGAAGCGGUUUUUUGUCCUGUCCAAGAAUGGGAGUAAUAGCUACAGCCUUUCCUAUUACAAAGACCAUCAUCACCGAGGUGUGAUUGAAAUUGAUGGGAAUUCCAUUAUAGAAGUUGGCAUAAGUAAUGAGGAGAAACUGCAGUCUGUACAGAAGAUGUUCCAUUGCCAGCCUGAGGAGGUAAUGUCCAUCAGAACCACCAAGAGGGACUACUUCCUCAUUAACCACGACAGGGAGAAGAUUAAAGAGUGGGUCUCCUUCAUGUCAACUGUGAGCCGCUGGGAAUUAAAAGCAGCAGUCCAGAAUACAGAGGAAUUCUCCAUGGAUAACUACAGGUGUUUGUCAGCCCCUCUCAGCCCUCCAAGUCCCUUGAACUCGACAGACAGUGCCAAAUUCUACUCGUAUAGAAGUGGCCUUCCAGGCAAGCAUGUAACUGGAGGUCCUCCGGAAUCCAGACAAGAUUAUCCAAUAUAUGAAUUCUUAUCAAAGACCGAUCAAGACAAUGAAGAAGAGAAUUAUUAUUCUAUUCCUCGAAACAUUCCUUUAGAGGUGGAUAAAAUACAUGCUGAAAAUGACAUUGAUAAAUCCAUUAAUCCUGAUAGCCCAGAGAUCUUAAGGAGACUUGAACCAAUUUACAUGUCAAUGAAAUCCUGUUUUUCCCAAGACGAGGCCCGUCAGUCUGCUGGCAGCCAAGAGGAGACCCAGAGCCUUCCAGAGACUCGACCUGAGCCAUCUCACCCGCAAGAAGAAGGUUCAGGAAGAGAUGUGCAUCUGUGCCCUCCCAGUCCCGAAGCAGAGACAAAGGGGCCAGCCCCACCAACUGUGGUGCAGUUGUCAAUACUGAUCAAUAACAUCACCGAUGAGAGCAAAGUGGAGAAACUGAACGUGUACCUUUCUAUUGCUGACAUCAGCAAUUGUCUUUCUUUCGUCGAAGCUGCAGGACAGAUAUGUGUGGCUCAGUGGGAAGGCCCCGCGCACCUGGGAUGCAUAUUUUUCCACGGAGAUCACCUGUUGGCUGUGAAUGACCUGGUCCCCAGGAGCCUGGAGGAAGUGUCCCUGUUUCUCAGCCGGUGUGUCCAGAAGGCGAAAGUCAAACUCACCAUUGGACGGAUCCAGAACUCAGAGAAAUUCCAUGCUCAGUCUUGCACCUGCCCCCAGAAAUACAAGGCGGCUGUAUCUCUUGAACUGGAUGCCCCGAGAUUGCCCAGGAUCCCUCGGAGGAAUCCAGCCAUUCGAAAGGGUUCUAACAAAGAAGCUGACUCCUAG
This is a messenger RNA of Sorex fumeus (smoky shrew), 1392 nucleotides long. It is a transcript of the gene PLEKHS1, whose product is annotated as pleckstrin homology domain containing S1. The transcript has 12 exons. The record is from RefSeq and is a predicted model, not a curated record. NCBI's taxonomy places the organism in Eukaryota, Metazoa, Chordata, Mammalia, Eulipotyphla, Soricidae. Bases 1 to 1392 code for a protein of 463 amino acids.